This is a messenger RNA of Mesitornis unicolor (brown roatelo), 882 nucleotides long. RefSeq names its product aspartate beta-hydroxylase domain containing 2 (gene ASPHD2). The transcript has 3 exons. The annotation marks the transcript as partial. Lineage: Eukaryota; Metazoa; Chordata; Aves; Mesitornithiformes; Mesitornithidae. The record is from RefSeq and is a predicted model, not a curated record.
ACAGCCGUGGUGGCUGUCGCCUGCCUCCUGGUCCUCUUCGUCUGGUACUGCUACCACGUGGGGCGGGAGCAGCCCCGCGCCUACACCACCGUCAACGCCCUGAUGCAGAGCGCGGAGGCCAACGGCGUGCAGAACGGCUUCGUCUACUGCCACUCGCCCGAGUGCGUGCGCUGCACGCCCCACGACGGGCUCAACCAGAAACUCUACCACAACCUGCAGGAGUACGCCAAGCGCUACUCCUGGUCCGGCAUGGGCAGGAUCCACAAAGGCAUCCGCGAGCAGGGCCGCUACCUCAACAGCCGGCCGUCCAUCCAGAAGCCAGAAGUCUUCUUCUUGCCGGAUUUGCCGACCAUGCCCUAUUUCUCCCGGGACGCUCAAAAGCAUGACGUGGAGUUGCUGGAGCGCAACUUCCAGACCAUCCUGUGCGAGUUUGAGACCCUCUACAAAGCUUUCUCAAACUGCAGCCUCCCGCAGGGCUGGAAAAUGAACAGCACGCCGAGCGGGGAGUGGUUCACCUUCUACCUGGUGAACCAGGGCAUGUGCGUGCCCAGGAACUGCAGGAGGUGCCCACGGACAUACCGCUUGCUCGGGAGCCUGCGCACCUGCAUCGGCAACAACGUCUUUGGGAACGCCUGCAUCUCCGUGCUGAGCCCGGGCACCGUCAUCGCAGAGCACUACGGACCCACCAACAUCCGCAUCCGCUGCCAUCUAGGUCUGAAGACGCCCAGCAACUGUGAGCUGGUGGUGGGGGGCGAGCCCCAGUGCUGGGCUGAGGGUCGCUGCCUGCUUUUUGACGACUCCUUCCUGCACACGGCAUUUCACGAGGAGGCUGUUCCGCUCCAGCUCUCCUGGAUUAACCAGCACCGGUCGCCGGUGGCGUAA